This is a messenger RNA of Lycium barbarum (goji berry), 1793 nucleotides long. RefSeq lists its product as uncharacterized. The record is from RefSeq and is a predicted model, not a curated record. The transcript has a single exon. The coding region runs from base 28 to 1611 and encodes 527 amino acids. Gene Ontology annotation, molecular function: protein binding. NCBI's taxonomy places the organism in Eukaryota, Viridiplantae, Streptophyta, Magnoliopsida, Solanales, Solanaceae.
UGUCUUUCUAAAGAAGAGUAGGAAAAGAUGAGGGCAAGAAACUUUUUCUUAUUUGGCAGCAGCCACUUUAUUUCUACAACAUUAUUAGCAGCUCAAUUAUUACUCUUCUUCUUUGUCUCAAACUCCUCAUUCUUCCAUGCAACUGCAGUAGAAAUCAUAAUAGGAGAUGUCCCUCCCAUUGCACCUUCUUAUCCUCCUUCUAAUGGUGAUGAUGAUCCACUAUGCCCUCCCCCUCCCCCUCCUCCAGAGCCAAUAUGCCCCUCCCCCUCCCCCUCACCCUCACCCCCACCCCCACCCCCGCCUCCAAUAGUUCCUUCUCCUCCCAAAAAAAACCCACCCCCACCCCCACCUCCAAUAGUUCCUUCUCCUCCCAAAAAAAACCCACCCCCACCUCCACCUCCAAUAGUUCCUUCUCCUCCCAAAAAAAACCCACCCCCACCCCCACCCUCACCUCCAAAGGUUCCUCCUCCUCCUAAACAGACACCAUCCCCAUCCCCAUCCCCAUCCCCUCUGCUAGCAUCAGCCAUAAGUGUCAUUCAAAGAUUCAAGAAGACAAUAACUAGUGACCCCUAUGGCAUAACAGAAACAUGGGUAGGCAAUGACAUUUGCAAAAACAAAACCGCGUACAAAGGUUUCAUUUGCGACAAAAAAAAAGUUGUUGCCAUCAAUUUCAAUGGUUUCAAUUUUGGUGGAAAAAAUCUAUCCUUAAAAAAUCUCAUUGAAAAAAUCAAGACUUUAGUCAUCAUCCAUGUCAACUCCAACAAUUUUACUGGUGAUAUACCUUAUGAUAUAUCACCCCUUAAUCUCCCUAAACUUUUCGAAUUCGAUUUGAGUAACAACAAGUAUGUUGGUUCUUUCCCAAAACCUGUUCUUGGUGCUACAAAUUUAACUUAUUUGGAUCUCAGGUUCAACUAUUUAACAGGUCCAGUUGACCCUCAAGUAUUCACACUAGACCUUGAUGUGCUUUUUCUCAACAACAAUGGCUUUUCUGGUGAAAUACCAAAAAAUUUUGGCUAUACUGCUGCCCAUUUUCUCACGUUAGCCAACAAUAAAUUCACUGGUGAAAUCCCAAAAAGCAUUGGCAAAUCCUGUGAAACACUCCUUGAGGUUUUGUUCUUGAAUAAUCAACUUUCUGGUUGUUUGCCUGUUGAGAUAGGGUUGUUACGACUAGCAACUGUAUUUGAUGCUAGUAAGAAUAAACUAACGGGUCCGAUACCGCACUCUUUCGGGUGCUUAAAGGACAUGGAACUGUUAAACCUGUCUGACAAUAAGUUGUAUGGUGAAGUGCCUGAAACAUUGUGCAAGCUCAAGAAAUUGGAGAAACUCAAAUUGAAAAACAAUUAUUUCACACAAGUUGGACCGGAAUGUCGAAAGCUGAUAACUAAGAAGGUUCUUAAUAUUAGCAUGAAUUGCAUUAUUGAUGCUGAGAACCAGAGAAAUCCUGAUGAAUGUGAAGCUUUCUUCUUGAAGAAGAAUAAAUGCGAGGACAUGAAUUCAAUUAGAAACUAUGUACCUUGUAAAAUUCCUAAGUUCUCGUCUACGCAGAAUUCUAAACGUGGUGCAAAGGCUCGCUCAACUACUUAUGCUGCCAUUAAAAAACCUCACCUCUGAUUUAUCCACCAUGUUAUUUAUUCUGUAGUAUAAUUUUUAGACUUGUAAUACUAGUAGUAAUGUAUGUAGAUUGGAGCAGCAAGUACUCCAAUUUACAACACUGUUGAGUUAUAUUUACUUGUUUUAUGUAUUGAAUUUGUAAGUACCGACUACUGAGUAUAAGGUUUGGUCUUUUGGAGCAA